Messenger RNA from Brassica napus (rape), 759 nucleotides. Its product is annotated as pentatricopeptide repeat-containing protein At2g28050-like. The coding region runs from base 1 to 759 and encodes 252 amino acids. Gene Ontology annotation, molecular function: protein binding. NCBI's taxonomy places the organism in Eukaryota, Viridiplantae, Streptophyta, Magnoliopsida, Brassicales, Brassicaceae. The transcript has a single exon. The record is from RefSeq and is a predicted model, not a curated record.
AUGAUGUUGUCGAGGUUUUCGAGUGAAAAGACUUUGACUUUGCAUUUGUUGAACCUCAAAAAAAGCGAUGAGGUCGAGUUAGCCAACGACUUCUUUCGUCUGAUGGUCGCUUCGGAUUUGGGUGUUGCGUCUGUCUACUCUUUAACAGUUGUCGUCUCCGCGUUGGGUUGCAACGGAGAGAUCAAGAGGGGAAGAGAGUUGGUGGAGGAGGUUGAGACUAUUAAGCCUAAUAUCGUCACGUUUAAGUCUAUGAUAGACUGUUGCGUCAAGAGAUGGAACUUCGAAGAGUUGGGUUUGGUUCUUGAGUUGACGGAGAAGGAAAGCGUGAGUCUUGAUCUCGAUGCUUACAAGAUUUUGAUCGACGGUUUCGCUAGUUACGGUAAGGUCGAAGAGGCAGAGAAGUUGGUUUCGACCAUGCACGAUAAGCAGCUAAAGGUGGACACUUAUCUGUAUAACCUGAUCAUCAACGGGUUGGAGAAAGCGUUUGAGAUACACAGCGUGAUGAGUUCUCAAGGUGUUGUUUCGAACAAGUAUACGUAUUGGGGGUUGGUGAAUGGGCUCUGCAAGGCAAGGAAAGUGUGCGAAGCUAUGAGAUUGACGGAGGAGUUGCGACUGAGCGAGUUUGAGGUUGACGAAGCAAUGUAUAGGACAUUGAUUGAAGGGUGUUACAGAGCAGGAAGGGUAGAUAACGCUCUGGAGGUGGUGGCUGAGUGGUUAGGGAAGGAUACAUUCCUCAUGGCAAAGUAUUUGAAAGAUUAG